UGAUGAAAAUCAGACGCAGGGCGCCUCCAGUCCAGCAGGGGGCGGAGCAGAGCCGUGGUGACGUCGUCAGAGGAGGAGGAAGAGGAGGAGGUUUGUGUUGCCAGCCUGGCUGUGAGGAUCGCUGAGAGGAGUCUGCGCUGCGGCUGAAGCUGAAGCUGUUCUCGGACACAAACUCGGUGAGAGCAGAAACCCUCCGCCCGGUCCUCACCGGAAGCUGACAGAGGUGACGGUUCCGGUUAUCCAGAAACUUCUACGGCUCUUUACUCUGAGCUGAACAGAUACAGUCUGUCUGCCAGCGAGACUCUGCGCACAGGUAUGAUGGCGCUCUGUGGGUGGUGGUUAAUCCACUUCCUUGUCUUCACUUCCUGCUCGGCUCACGACUUCUUCACCUCCAUCGGUCACAUGACGGACCUGCUGUUCACGGAGAAGGACCUGGUCACCUCCCUGAAGGACUACAUCCGAGCGGAGGAGAGCAAACUGGAGCAGAUCAAAAAGUGGGCAGACAAACUGGACGUCCUCUCGGCGGCUGCCACUCAGGACCCCGAAGGCUUCCUGGGUCACCCGGUGAACGCCUUCAAGCUGAUGAAGAGGCUGAACACGGAGUGGGGGGAGCUGGAGAGCCUGGUGCUCACCGACGUGUCUGAUGUGUUCAUCUCCAACCUCACCAUCCAGAGGCAGUACUUCCCCAACGACGACGACCAGACCGGCGCUGCCAAAGCUCUGAUGAGACUGCAGGACACCUACCAGCUGGACACCAACGCCAUCUCCACCGGAGAGCUCCCAGGCUCGUCCUCCACCUCCUCCGCCUGGAGCACUCUGACCGUGGAUGACUGCUACGACCUCGGGAAGGUGGCGUACUCGGAGGCCGAUUACUACCACACCGAGCUGUGGAUGGCUCAGGCCCUGAGGCAGCUGGACCAGGGCGAGCCGUCCCGCGCCGUGGACGCCGCCACCGUCCUCGACUAUCUGAGCUACUCCGUGUACCAGCAGGGGGAGCUGGAGAGAGCGCUGGAGUUCACCAAGAGGCUGCUGGACCUGGAUCCGACACACCAGCGAGCCAACGGGAACCUGAAAUACUUUGAGUACCAGCUGGCCAAACAGAAGAAGGUGGAGAAGGUGGAGGAGAAGGAGGAAGAAACCAAGGUGAGGCAGAGGAGGGAGAGCAAAGACGACUACCUGACUGAGAGGAAGAAGUACGAGCAGCUGUGUCGCGGCCAAGGCAUCAAGCUGACUCCCCGCAGGCAGAGCCGCCUCUUCUGCCGCUACUAUGACAACAACCGGCACCCGCGGUAUGUGAUUGGCCCGGUGAAGCAGGAAGACGAGUGGGACAGCCCGCACAUCGUGCGCUACCACAACAUCGUGUCGGAGAAAGACAUGGAGAAGGUGAAAGAGCUGGCCAAGCCCAGGCUCCGUCGAGCCACCAUCUCUAACCCCGUAACCGGCGUGCUGGAGACGGCCCACUACCGCAUCAGUAAGAGACGUGCCACGGUGCAUGACCCUCAGACAGGCAAACUGACCACGGCCCAUUACCGAGUCUCCAAGAGCGCCUGGCUCGGAGCGUACGAGCAUCCCGUGGUGGACAAGAUCAACCAGCUGAUCGAGGACGUCACGGGGCUGAACGUGAAGACGGCCGAGGACCUGCAGGUGGCUAACUACGGCCUCGGGGGACAGUACGAGCCGCACUUUGACUUCGGACGGAAAGACGAGCCGGACGCGUUCGAGGAGCUGGGCACGGGGAACCGGAUCGCCACGUGGCUGCUUUACAUGACCGACGUGCAGGCAGGGGGCGCCACCGUCUUCACCGACAUCGGAGCCGCUGUAAAGCCCAAAAAGGGGACGGCGGUGUUCUGGUACAACCUGUAUCCGAGCGGAGAAGGAGACUAUCGGACCCGACACGCCGCCUGCCCCGUGCUGCUCGGAAACAAGUGGGUAUCGAACAAAUGGAUCCAUGAGCGAGGGCAGGAGUUCAGGCGGCGCUGCGGCCUCAACGAGACCGACUGACGACCGACCUUCCUCCUCCAUCUCAGCCGUCUUCCUCCUCUGCUUCCUGCCUGCAGGCGCAGAGUGUGACUGAACAUGUGAUCCAACACGCUUAUUUUUCUCUACAGCGUGUGUGUGUGUGUGUGUGUGUGUUUGGCUCGUUUCUCCUUUAACGAGAAUGACACGCUGACGUUCAGACGUCCGUACCUGUCCAGGUGUUCAGCCUGAGAGCUAAAACUUCUCGAGAACAAAGAACGCUGAACGAGAGGUUCGUUUAAAGACGAGUAAAGUUUUUUGUUUUUUUGGAUCCAGGAUGUUUGAAAUCUCGUGAGCUUUGACUUAAAAGCAGAAAAUCUGACUGAUUUAAUCUGGUUCCAUCGACGGUUCUGCCGAUUAAACCAGCGAGUGGAACGAAGGAGCGCUAAAUGUGACAAAUUUUGAAUGGAGUUUGGCCCGAGGUCGCUAACACGAGCUCGGCAGCUAAAACUCUAAACCGACGUCCGUCCGUUUCAGUGUUCUUUGUUCUUCAGAUGAGUCAGACACUACAGACCGAGAAACACUCCGUCACCGUGGCACUCCCUGACCUUCACGACUGUUACAAAGACGGCGAGAAAUCAGAUUACUCUCGUCAUCACGGGAAUCAACCAGAAGCAAGAACCGAUCGAAUCUGAACCGACGAUCGAUUGUGUGGUUCUGUGAGACAAUCUUAGCUGAAACUGAGCUGCGUAUUUAUUGAUUUCUGACAGUAUUCGUGUGAACGCCUCUUCACUGUUUUUCAUCUGCGUUUUAAAAAUUUCUCUUUUAAAAGUUUUAAAGCGUUUGCGAAUUUUUUUCUGUUUCCUGUUUCUUUUUGAAGUCUGAAACGUGUCGCCGAGCUCCUGCUCCUGUCUGACUCGUGUCGCCUCAGCCGUGACAAAGUGGGUUUUAUUUUGGAAACUGUUCCACGCUUCAGCUGCCAUGCUCUUAUUCUGAAAAGCAGAAAAAACGAAAUGAGUCCAAAGUCCAUGAAAAGAAAAACCAUCUGAGGCUGUUUGAUUUACAAAUUCAGUCCAAGUGGAUUUUCCUGAGCGACACGGUGGCAGCGCUGUCCACCCGUCGUCAUGGUUACACCCCUCGUUUCCACCAAUAGCGUGAUGGUUUGAGGUUUAACCGUGAGGUCGUUCAGAUGCUGCAGGUCAAACUCCAGAUAAACAAAGCACGCCGCCUCCUCUUUAACCCUGUUAGCUUAGAUCUGAGUGCAGUUACUAAUUUCUGCUCAACCCCGUUUCCAUGACAACCCUCACUCCUGUUUGUGUGCCUGUUGUGUGUUGGAUGAUGUCCUGUGCAGUGACCUGAUGUAAGACAUGUUUCUUAUCAGAAUAAAAUGCUGCUGCAACCCAGGAGAAGUAAGAAAA
This is a messenger RNA of Oreochromis aureus, 3374 nucleotides long. RefSeq names its product prolyl 4-hydroxylase, alpha polypeptide I a (gene p4ha1a). Gene Ontology annotation, molecular function: procollagen-proline 4-dioxygenase activity; L-ascorbic acid binding; protein binding. Lineage: Eukaryota; Metazoa; Chordata; Actinopteri; Cichliformes; Cichlidae. Gene Ontology annotation, cellular component: endoplasmic reticulum. Gene Ontology annotation, biological process: peptidyl-proline hydroxylation to 4-hydroxy-L-proline. The transcript has 16 exons. The coding region runs from base 316 to 2001 and encodes 561 amino acids. The record is from RefSeq and is a predicted model, not a curated record.